Messenger RNA from Cyprinodon tularosa, 3339 nucleotides. RefSeq lists its product as uncharacterized. Lineage: Eukaryota; Metazoa; Chordata; Actinopteri; Cyprinodontiformes; Cyprinodontidae. Bases 321 to 929 code for a protein of 202 amino acids. Gene Ontology annotation, cellular component: basolateral plasma membrane; lamellipodium; apical plasma membrane. The transcript is spliced from 4 exons. The record is from RefSeq and is a predicted model, not a curated record. Gene Ontology annotation, molecular function: chemokine binding; signaling receptor binding; protein-folding chaperone binding. Gene Ontology annotation, biological process: cell morphogenesis; Rho protein signal transduction; regulation of substrate adhesion-dependent cell spreading.
CAUCUUUUCUCACUCAUGCUGUAUGCCAUUCCCUCCCUCUCCCUUCUUACACUUCCUCAAAGUGGCCUGAGCUCCUUUCCUGUCCUCUCCACAUCCUAUCCACCUCAACAGACUUUUACUCAUUUUGCCUAAAACCUACCCUCAGAAUUUAUCUUUUUUUUUUUUUUUUUUUUUACCUUUUUUGUAUUGUAUUUUUUUUCACAUUAUUUUUUGUGAGGAGCUUCCUUUUAGUGUACAUCCCUGGAGUGUGCGAGGUCUCUGACUUGGUUCUUCAACAGUUUUUGGCAGGAGAAAAGUGCGUAGAAGAAUUUCCCACCACAAUGAAAGUUCAGCUGCUGCUCCUGCUGGCCCUGGCCGGCCCUCUCUGCUCUUUCACACGUGCAAGCCCCACAUCAGUCCCCACAGAUGUCAUGAAGGUAGGAGAAGACAUCAUCACUGGUCCUCCUCCAACCAGUCCACAGGCUGUUCCUGUCAUUACUGGUGGAUCUGUUGCACCCAAAGCUUUUACUGAGGUCACUACGGCAGCAGAAGAUACAAAGCCUACAACUUCUCUAUUAAAGAUGGUUACUGUUGCCAUAACUGAGGGAGCCUCUACUGAGAGCACGAUUCUUUAUACCCAAUCAACUUUACUUCCUGCCCAGGCAAGUUCACUGCCUCCCAUCACUACUGCUGAUCCCGCUCUAAAAACCACACCCUCUGCAGUGACAGACACCUUACCUUCGAUUACCGAAACAACUUAUUCUAACGCGCACAAGGAGGCGAUAGAUGGGACUGAAGAAAAUGAGAGGAUGGAAAUUGAAGAUGGGCAGGAAGAGGGCCUGAGCAGUGGACAUAUCGUAGGAAUUGUGAUUGCUGCUAUUGUGGCAGUGGUCAUUGUCGGUGCUGUGAUCCUUUCACUGUGGAGAAAGAUGGGCAAAUACUCCCCUUGAGGAAAGAGUCCACCAAGCUACAGGAGUAUGUAAAGUUCUGGGAAUCCUAAACUACUGAACUGUGACUUUGAGUUUGAUAAAAGAAAAAAGUACAACGCCAGAACGAAACUAAUCUAACCUGGACUCGAAAUGAUGUGGGUUUAGUAUAUAUAUAUCUAUAUAUAGAUAUAUAUAUAUAUAUAUAUAUAUAUACCACAGAAAAGAGUGGUGCACAAGCCAACAUCUUUGUUUGCCCUGCUAACCUCCCUGAACUUAAGGAGCUACUGAUGUUAGAAGCUCACUUUUCCUUUAUUUUCCUGUAGUGAACAAAACAAGGGGACAAACAAAUUGUGAUGUUUUUUUGUGCUUUUUGUAGGUAUUUAGUUGAUCCAAGAGAAAAGAAACAAUUAUUUGAUAUCACGGGGAAAGCAUGUAUCUCCAUUAAAGUGAAGUAACACAAAAUUAUUCAGCUUAAGAGAAAAGAGCAUCUAAAUGGAGUAGUGCGUUCAAAUACUGAAGGAAAUGGGGAGUUAAAAGUAGAAAAUACUUUUACACACCCCCAGGAUGUUUGUAUAUAUAUGUAUAUAAAUAUAUAAUGCAUUGGAACUAGAUAGGAUAGAGCAAACAACUUUCUCAUUUUCUUGCAGUUGCAUAGGAUAGCAUUUGAUUAUAUUCAAAAUAUGAACAGGCAAUUAUAGGACAUUGUUUUACUGUGCUGUAUAGGCCUCCUUGCAGAGUUCUUUUCAAAGUUUAGUUUGUCUCACUUAAAUAUUGCAAUAAAUUGCAAUCGCUCCUUCAUAUCACUGCUGAGAAUCUUUGUCCCACUGUUCAGAAUUAUUUUAAUUCAGCAACAUUGGAGUCAAUAUUCUGAAAAAAAAAUAUUGUUUAAAGUUAGGCUAAUUGGAUUUCAAUAAAGACUUUGACUAAGCCUCUCUUCACUGGGGUGCGCUGAGAUAUGGACUAUAUUUCAUGCAUAUGGCUUAUAUGCAUGAAAUCAUUAUUUUACUGUAUAACAUGGGCCGUUUGAGUUUAACACAUUAUCAUUAAUCUUUCCAUCCGUUAUGGCAAGUCAUCUAGGUUCUGAAGUAACCAAGCAACAUCAGACUGGGUUUUAUGCAGCUACAGUAUAACAGGAAAAUCUUCUUCCAACAAAAUACAAUACAAAGUUUUUUGUCAAAGUCUUGUAGAUCAUUGAAACAUUUCUUUUGGCAGUUAUUUUUGGUCGGCUGUGUUUUUUUUUCCUUUUUUUUAACUGAGGCAAUUGAAGGAGUGGUUUAGAUGAUGUUAUUUGACCUCCUAAAUGAUGCGCUCUUUAAUUAUUCUUUGGUUUCUGGAAAGUUUUACCACUGCUCCUUGUUUUCUUUUAGCCUUCUAGAAGUCUGGUGGUGAUCAGGUCUUGGUAUUUCUAAUGAAAUGAACUUAAACUUAAAAAAAAACUGGUUGAUUGGAGACAAUUUAUGAUUUUCUAGGAGAAGAGACAUAUUUUAUUUUUUCCCUUUAAUAAAUAAGAUCAUUCUAAGAAAACUACUCUCAGUAAUGACCUGGAUUGUUCUUAUCUCACGUAUUCUAUGAUAUGGUAAUUGCAAUAUUUAAAUGUGACAAAAAAAUAGAACUGAAGGAAUGUGCAAGGGGCAAAAACUUUUAAGCAGCAGUGUUGUAUACCAGGAGUUAGAACAGUUUCUAAUGCAGCCAGAAUACCGGACAUGGCGGCCAACUGUAUGAAGCACAGCGUGCAGACUUUGUUCCGACCAUAGGCAUGCUGUCUGAGGGUGAGCGGAGCAGAAACAGGAGCCCUCGUCUGCUGGAGUAACGUGACAUUCUGCCCUCUUUAACACUGACACAUUAAAACCUAAUACAUAUCUGUGAAAUUUAGCAGAAGGGUUUGUGCCACUGUUUCUGGUCAUCUCUCUCUGGCUCAGAGGAUUUAAAGGUUUUCAAGUGUGUUAGGAGUGUGACUUGACUGAAGUUUUUCAGCCAGCACCCGCUCCUUAAAUAUGUACUACAGGCUUUGGUGCUGUCAUGGGUUGUUAGACGUAAUAAUAGUAUUAGCGUAUAAGGAGAUUCAUCUGUUUUUAUGUUGCCAGAACAGCCGUCCAGUUAUUUACUGCAGAUUGCACACAGGAUUACAUUUCAAAGCUGCACUUAGAUUUAGAGCUCAGUGUUAAGCAGGUAUUUUGUUUUGUUUUUCCAACUGUAACUGUGCUAACUGUGUGUACAAAUACUCUUAUGUUACCCUACUUGCUUUUUAAAACGUGUUUAUUAUGUGCACUGAAAGAGGAGCGAUGUUUAAUGAUUUAGAUUUUAGACACUGCAAAUGUUUGCAAUGAUAUGUUUCUUCUGCUUUAUUUUGUGCCAUUUGUUUCGUGCAAAGGUUUUAUUUAAUUGCAGCAUUUUCGUUCCUACCAUUUCAAUAAAAAAGAAAAAAAAAUCA